Molecule: messenger RNA, 510 nt
Organism: Guillardia theta CCMP2712
Lineage: Eukaryota; Cryptophyceae; Pyrenomonadales; Geminigeraceae
Exons: 4
Coding region: 1-510 (169 amino acids)
Source: RefSeq, a predicted model, not a curated record
AUGACACCAACCGAUAUGAGCGCCUUCGUCGAGCUAUGGGGCUCCUCGCCCUGCGUGAGCCCCGUCAGCAGCAGCACCAACCUCGUCUGCGACUUCUCGCUCCUCCAGGCUCAUCACAGCGACAUGGCGUUCCUCCAAGACUGGGAGGCGAUGGAGACAAGGACCAUGGCGAACAAGCACGCAGAGGAGGAAAAGGAGGAGGAAAAGGAGGAGGAGUCAGCCAGGCGAUGCAGGCCAAGCCGAGGCGUAGACGGGGAGAGCAAGCAUCACGAGGACUGCGCCCGCGGGGCGAGGGAGGGAAGGUGCAACGCCAGGGACGGAUGCUGUACCGCCCCCAGGGAUGGUGUCGGUCCUCGUGCGGCAGCACAGUCCAGCACUGCCGCUAGCGAUGGCCGUGUGUACGGGCGAGAGAGCUCGAUCCGCAGGGCCGUUGCGAUGGCUGUUACAGGCAACGUGGUGGACCUGUCAGUGAGCUUUGGAGUUCUGCUCCGAGUGUCGGCCACAACUUGA